AAAAGGUCACAAAAAACAAAAGAUGAACAUAAUUUUCUGGCGUGUGUAGUGUGUUCACUCGUAGUCCGCUUGAUUUCUCCAACUCUUCUCCUUCCACUGGUCAAUUUGUGAAGUUCUUGAGUUUCUACAUUCUAAUGUGUGGUCUUAAUCCAUUUUUCUAAGCAAAAAAUCAGAAAAACCACCCAAACCACCCCCAAAAAAAAUAAAAAAACAAAGAUGGGGGUAACACUCGCAUCUUCAGUAACACCAUUAAUGGCAGCAAACAAGUAUCUUCAUCAUCCUCUUUCUUCUCAUCAUAUUCACCCACAACCCUCAUCUUUUCAACGUCUACCCACUUCACUUUCUACCAUUUCUCCCUCUCUUUCUCUCUCAUCUCCACGUCUAACCACACUGAGUUCACUCAGUCCUAGACUCGUUCCCAGAGCUUAUUCUACAGAUAUCGUGUCGGAAAAUAUCGGGGAAUUUCUGGGUGACAUCACAAUUUUUAAGGCUACUGGUGAACCUGUCAUGUUCAAAGAUCUUUGGGAUCAAAGCGAGGGAAUAGCAGUUGUUGCGCUGCUGAGACAUUUUGGAUGUUUUUGUUGCUGGGAGCUUGCAGCAGAUUUGAAAUUAGCGAAGGCAAGAUUUGAUGCUGCUGGUGUUAAACUCAUUGCUGUUGGUGUCGGAAGUGCAAGCAAAGCCCAAAUGCUUGGAGAACGGCUACCAUUUCCAAUGGAGUGCCUUUAUGCUGAUCCUGAGCGCAAGGCAUAUGAUCUACUAGGGUUAUAUUAUGGUCUUGGCCGGACGUUCUUCAAUCCUGCCAGUACGAAGGUUUUCUCAAGGUUUGAAUCCCUAAAAAAGGCUAUGGAGAAUUACACAAUUGAAGCUACACCUGAUGACAGGAGUGGUGUUUUGCAACAGGGAGGAAUGUUUGUGUUCAAAGGGAAGCAAUUGUUGUAUGCUCGAAAAGAUGAAGGAACGGGUGACCAUGCUCCAUUAGACGAUGUUUUCAAUGUUUGCUGCAAUGUUUCAGUUGCAUAAACCCGAGGUAGGUUGAAUUCCAUGGAAUUUUAGUAUGGCUGACUGGCGCACUGUUCAGGUCCUUGUUGCCAAUAUCUGUAGCUGUGUAAUCUGGUACGUGAAAAUGCUUUAAUUACUUGUAAAGAUAUAGUGCAAUAACCUGCAUCUUGAUUAACAAAGAAGAAAAUUGCAGGAUAUGUACGUAAUUGUAAAAAUAACUUGUCUAUAUAUUUGAACUAUGAAUCCAUUUUUUGUAUUUCUCCCAA
Molecule: messenger RNA, 1265 nt
Organism: Beta vulgaris subsp. vulgaris (sugar beet)
Lineage: Eukaryota; Viridiplantae; Streptophyta; Magnoliopsida; Caryophyllales; Amaranthaceae
Product: thioredoxin-like protein AAED1, chloroplastic
Exons: 7
Coding region: 217-1020 (267 amino acids)
Molecular function (GO): antioxidant activity
Source: RefSeq, a predicted model, not a curated record